Argentina anserina (silverweed cinquefoil) is the source of this 1625-nucleotide messenger RNA. Its product is annotated as RING-H2 finger protein ATL3-like. The transcript has a single exon. NCBI's taxonomy places the organism in Eukaryota, Viridiplantae, Streptophyta, Magnoliopsida, Rosales, Rosaceae. The record is from RefSeq and is a predicted model, not a curated record. The coding region runs from base 387 to 1316 and encodes 309 amino acids.
AAGUGGAGUAGAAGAAUCCUUUUCCCCUUCUACUCUCACCAAUUGAAGACCAAACACCACCGGCCACCACUCCCCCUCCCUCACGCCUCUCCCUACCUUUGCCUCGCUACGUCUCUAUUUCUCUUCCAUUUUGGGUUCCCAGCUCGUAGAACAAGUCCAACUUCCCACUUCCAACCCUCAUAUUAAACCCCCAAUUUCCUGGUCUUUGUUUCCACAUAACCCAAAUUCCCCCAAAAACAAAACUCAAAACUCUCCCUUCUUGGUUUCAUCUCAUUUCCUCACAUCCAAACCUCAAAGUGUUGAUUUGAGUGGUGAUCCUCAUCUGGGUUACUCCCAUUUCUUCACAAAAGCCUCAAACUUGAGCUAAAAAGCUCUCACCUUUAUCAAUGGGCGACACUUCUCUCGGCCUCGACGACUCACAGGCCGUACAACUCACCGGAAAGAUCAUGAUGAUCGCCGUACUAGUCCUCUUCCUAGUCGUCGUCUUCGUCCUCUGCCUCCACCUCUACGCCAAAUGGUACUGGCGCAACGUGGUCGACGAUCACGACCCCAACUCCUCCUCCACCCGCCGCAGACGCCGCCGUUUCGUCUUCGUUCCCGGCCAGGACUCCGGCACCCCAACCCUCCGACGAGGCCUCGACCCUUCAGUCCUAAAGUCUCUGCCUCUAAUAGUCUUCAGCCCUGAAGACUUCAAAGACGGGUUGGAAUGCGCUGUGUGCCUCUCUGACCUUGUUCAAGGCGAGAAGGCUAGAUUGCUUCCCAAAUGUAACCAUGGAUUUCACGUUGAGUGCAUUGACAUGUGGUUUCAGUCACAUUCUACAUGCCCGCUUUGCCGGAACGCCGUCGCGCCGUCGCCUCUGUGUCCUCACUGUGACUCCUCUGUUUCUUCUGAGCUUAGUGUUCAAAUCCCAUCUCCGGCCGAGACUUUGGCAUCUGGGUUUUCUUCAGAGUCUCCCAACUUCCCUACAAAUGUGUUGUUCUGGGGGAACCAGACCCGGGUUAGCUCCGGGCCCGGGUCGGGUCUGGAGGAGGGGACAUCAGCUGAGGGGCCUUGUCCCUCUUCUUAUUCUGAGACUAGAAGACCGGAGGGAAUGUUGGUGAUUGACAUUCCGAGUGAGAAUCCAAUGGCUUCAUUAGCCUCGCCUUCGCCUUCGGGGAAUAGCAGGUUUGGUGGUGCAGAGGAGGACUUGAAGUCUCCGGUGCCGACGAGAUUGAGGUCACUGAAGAGGCUGUUGAGCAGAGAUAGGAAGAUUAGUCCUUGUAGUCCGAGUCCGAGCUCGGCUGUUGAUGUUGAAGCAGGGAGAGCACAAAGUUAGGAAUGUGUAUAUGAACGUAUUUGACAUUAGAGAACUACUUUGGACCAUGAACGAUUUGUUCUUUGAGAGGGUCUGAGGUGAUUAGUAUGUCCAAUUCUACAUCCCUGAGAAUUGAUUAGGUUCUUUUGGUGAUGAUGUGAAUUUGCUCAGUGUUCUUUCAUUUUUGGGGGGAGAUGAUCAAAGCUAUCGAACUGUGGAGCUUGAAGUUUCAGUAGUCUUUGUUGUACAAGAAAAUUAUCAAUUUAAUGUAUAUCUCUUACUGUAAAACAGAUUUGGAACGAUUGGUGAAUGGAAUGCUUGUUAUGGGUU